GAUAAACAGAAGACUUGAAGUUGUGUGACAUCCGAGAGAGAACAGUGCUGCCGACAGGGAAACAUUUACAUGUCACAUAGUAAUAAUUAAUAACACACAGUUAUAUGAAAUGAAGGGCGCGCUGGAGCUACAGCACAGGGUGAGCGCGCACCCGGACUCGCGCUGUUGGUACGUCGCGUGGAAUCCCGCGGGCACGACGCUCGCGACCUGCGGCGGAGACCGUGCGAUAAGAAUAUGGGGCAAAGAAGGGGACAGUUGGGAAUGUAAGUGUGUCCUUUCUGAUGGACACCAGCGCACAGUCAGAAAAGUAGCCUGGUCUCCCUGUGGGAAAUACCUGGCUUCAGCCAGCUUUGAUGCCACGACAUGCAUCUGGAAGAAGACGGAUGAGGAUUUUGAGUGCCUGACGGUGUUAGAAGGUCAUGAGAAUGAGGUGAAAUGUGUAGCUUGGGCUCCAUCUGGAAGCUUACUGGCCACCUGCAGCAGAGACAAAAGCGUUUGGAUUUGGGAAGUGGAUGAGGAGGACGAAUACGAGUGUUUAAGUGUUGUGAAUUCACACACGCAGGACGUAAAACAUGUCGUCUGGCACCCGACGCAGGAGCUUCUCGCAUCAGCCAGUUACGACAACAAGAUCUGUAUUUAUAAAGAGGAAGAUGAUGACUGGGAAUGCAGAGCCACGCUAGAAGGACAUGAAUCCACUGUCUGGAGUUUGACCUUUGACCCUGAGGGACGGAGAUUGGCUUCUUGUAGCGACGAUCGAACCGUAAAGAUCUGGAAAGAGUCGACAACUGGAGAUGGUUCUUCGGAUGAGUCCUGGAAGUGUAUAUGCACCUUGUCUGGAUUCCAUGGGAGAACAAUAUAUGAUAUUGCAUGGUGUCGUCUGACCGGUGCUUUAGCCACCGCAUGUGGUGAUGAUGGAGUGCGUGUGUUCAGUGAAGACCCCACUGCUGACCCAGAGCAGCCCAUCUUCGCCCUGUCAGCCCACGUGCCCAAAGCCCACAAUCAGGACGUCAACUGCGUGUCCUGGAACCCGAAAGAAGCAGGACUUCUGGCCACAUGCAGCGACAAUGGAGAGUUCGCCAUCUGGAAAUACAACUCUGCCUGAGCCGGUGAAUGACGCUCAAGUAGACCGAAAGCACUGAAUCAGUGGUAGUUCACCCAAAAAUGUGAGGUCUGUAAUUUACUCACCCUUUACUUGGUCUUUAUUCUCUUUCGUCUGUUGAACACAAAAGCAGAUAUUUUGAUGAAAGCUUACAAAAACUGUAGCCCUUGACAACCAUAAUAGGAAAAACAUAUACUAUGGAAGUCAAUGGUUACAGGUUUUCAGCAUUCUUCAAAAUAUCUUCUUUUGUGUUUAACGGAAGAAAGAAUCUCAAACAGGUUUGGAAUAAGUAAAUGAUGGCAGAAUGCUAAUUUUUGGGUGAACUUCCCCUGUAAACUGGUCAUAAUGUGGAACAAUAGCUGUUUUAUUCUCACUUUGAGUACUGCAAUUGUGCGUUGAUGACAGCACUGGUCAAAAAGACAAUACACUUUUUAUUAAAAUCGAAUUUAUCUGUUAGACUUUUUGAUGGGUCACAAUUUCUUAACCAUAUUGAUAUACUUCAGUUUUGUCUGUAGCUUAAAAUGCCUUCAGGGCUUUACUUAAAUAAAGCCUGCUAAAGAUCAAAAGCAGCUCCUUUUUCAAGUGAAUUAUCAUUUUUAAUGCUGUAUAUUUUGCUGACUUAUGUACUUACAUUGUCCCAAAUGUUUUAAAGAAUGUUCAAAUCCAGAAAAAUUAUCAAUUUUAACUAGUAA
Messenger RNA from Danio rerio (zebrafish), 1791 nucleotides. RefSeq names its product cytosolic iron-sulfur assembly component 1 (gene ciao1). NCBI's taxonomy places the organism in Eukaryota, Metazoa, Chordata, Actinopteri, Cypriniformes, Danionidae. Gene Ontology annotation, biological process: iron-sulfur cluster assembly. The record is from RefSeq and is marked provisional. Gene Ontology annotation, cellular component: cytosolic [4Fe-4S] assembly targeting complex.